AUGCUGGAACGAAGUUCAACGGGAAGGGCAGAAGUGGAGGCAGGCGGUGUCCAGCGGGUAGCACUAACAAUCCAAGAGGAUGCGGUCAUUGAAGGUGCCACCGCGAUACUGCAGGUUAUCAGACCGCAUUGGUCCCCCAACAGUGUACGAUUUAAGCUCUUCACGGAUGGCAUCACGAACAAGCUGGUGGGUUGCUUCAACCAGCCACAGGCUGGGCCGGAUGAAUCGGCCACACCCGAACCGGAGGAUGUCGUGCUAAUCCGGGUGUACGGUAAUAAGACGGAUAUGCUCAUCGAUCGGUGUAAGGAGACGGAGAACAUUCAACUGUUGCACCGGCACGGUUACGCACCUGCCCUUUAUGCGACCUUCAACAAUGGGCUAGCGUACGAGUACGUCCCAGGUGUGACGUUGACACCGACUACGGUGAAAUGUGAUCGCGUUUGGCCCCUGAUCGCCCGCCGGAUGGCUCAAAUGCACAAGGUGCGUCCGGAAGAUGGCACGCGGAAUGGUACACCAACCGAACCCGUGCCGGCCCUGCCGGGGAAAAUUGAGCAACUCCUGCGGCUUGUACCGGAUCGCUUUACUGACCCUCUCAAGGACACCCGCGUGCGUAAAGUGUUCCCGGACGUGGUAGCAUUGCGGACGGAAUUUGACGACCUGUACGCUCAGCUGCUGCAAAAACACAGUCCAGUUGUCUUCUGCCACAAUGAUCUGCUGCUCGGUAACGUGAUCUAUGACGAGCGGCGUGAAUGCGUCACCUUCAUCGAUUUUGAGUAUGCAGCUCCAAAUCACCAGGCGUUCGAUAUCGGGAAUCACUUCACGGAGUUUGCCGGUAUCGAUGAGAUCGACUACAACCGAUAUCCGACCCGUGAAUUCCAGCUCAGGUGGCUACGCGAGUACUUGAGCGAGUACAGUGGUGACGUAAGCGAAGGAACUGUACAGAGCUUGUACGUGCAGGUGAACCAGUACGCACUUGCGUCCCAUUUCCUGUGGGCUGUGUGGGCGCUCAUACAAGCGGAACACUCAACCAUCGACUUCGACUUUGUGCAAUUCGGUACAACACGUUUCCUGGAGUAUCGCCGAAGGAGAGAGGAGUUUCUAGCGUUAUGCUUCACUGAUUAGCUUCGAUGGCUUGCACCUUUCGUAGUCGCGUCUGUACACUGCCCGUCGGAAGGCGUUCGGUUUUGGAUUGUUUUAAUAUCAUUGUUGCUAGUUGGAUGUUUUGUUUUAUCCAAUCUGAGCAUAUUUCAUCCAAUGCUGCUGAUUAGCGGUGAAAAAAGAACUACAGGUAGGUUAUGUCCCGUUUGUUGCAUUACAUCAUAUCGAAUGCAUGUAGUAGAUAGAUUUCCGUGUAUGAUAAGAAGGUUUGUUUUCGGUGAAUAUUUCAUUCCGAUACUCAAUUUCGAUGCACAAGGCGAAGAGGAGACUAUUGCCAAGGGACCAAAACCCACACCAGAAACAACCCUGCGUUUGUUUUGGUUUCAUGUUGAAAAUUGGUUUUCAUGUUGAUUUUUUUACUACCUGCAUAAGAAGCAAUAAAUAAAACUGUAGAUUGUAUUGGUUACAUUAUUUUAA
Anopheles nili is the source of this 1575-nucleotide messenger RNA. It is a transcript of the gene eas, whose product is annotated as ethanolamine kinase. NCBI's taxonomy places the organism in Eukaryota, Metazoa, Arthropoda, Insecta, Diptera, Culicidae. Gene Ontology annotation, molecular function: ethanolamine kinase activity. Gene Ontology annotation, biological process: phosphatidylethanolamine biosynthetic process. Bases 1 to 1122 code for a protein of 373 amino acids. The record is from RefSeq and is a predicted model, not a curated record. Gene Ontology annotation, cellular component: cytoplasm. The transcript has 4 exons.